UAUUGCUCUGACAUAAAUCUAGAAAAUAAAAAAGUAUAACAUCAGUAAGUUUAACCAAAAUGGAUUUAUCAUUGGAAGUUGAGAUUUUAUCAAAGAAAGCUAAAGAUGAAGCAUAUGCUGGUAACAUUAAACAGUCAUUAGAGUUAUUUAAAAAAGCCUACAAGCUUUUACCAUCAGAAAAGCUCAAACGAAGAAUAGUUAAGUUAAAGGAGCUUAUGCUAAACAUGGAAAAUAGCAGUCAUGAUGAAAAUCAGGAGGGUGACAGCGAUAUGAUUGAUUUGGGAGAGAAUUUUUUACUCCAUCAAAGCAUUGCAAACCAGCUUUAUUCAUACCAAAAAGAAGGAGUGCUUUGGUUUUGGAAAUUAUACAAAAAAAAGAAAGGUGGAAUUUUAGGAGAUGAUAUGGGCCUUGGAAAAACAAUUCAAGUAAUUGCAUUUUUAGCUGGGAUGUUUGAUGCAGAAUUAAUACACAAAAUUUUAAUUGUUGCACCAGUGGCUGUUCUUGUAAACUGGGAAAAAGAGUUACAUAAAUGGGCUCCAGGUAUUCGGGUGAAAACAUUUCAUGGAUCCACUAAACUAAGUCGUUUAAGAAAUCUCCAAAAAGUGCAACAGUCUGAUGGUGUUUUAUUGACCACCUAUGGCAUGAUUGUUUCAAACUAUGAAUCAUUUGGCCGAGAUCAAAAUGGAGAAGAGUUUGUUUGGGACUAUAUUAUACUUGAUGAAGGUCAUAAGAUAAAAAAUCCUUGCAAAACCAGCAAAUGUGUGAGAAUGGUACCAGCUAAAUAUCAGUAUAUUUUAACUGGAACACCAGUGCAAAAUAACUUGAGUGAAUUGUGGGCACUUUUUGAUUACACUCAGAAAGGAACACUUCUUGGAACUGAAAAAACAUUCAAAAUGGAAUUUGAAAAUCCAAUUAUAAAGGCUAGAGAAAAAGGUGCAACACCGUAUCAGCAAGACUAUGGUAACCAAUUAUCAAUAAAGUUGAGAGAAAUUAUUGCUCCUUUUUUUCUUAGGAGAACAAAGGAUGAAAUUUUUUCAAAAAAUAUAGUUCAGCAAAAGGAAACUGAAAAAAAUUUAAAUAGGUUGAAAUCCAAAAAGUAUGAUUUAGUUGUUUGGGUUUAUUUGUCUGAGCUGCAGCAAAAACUCUACCAUGGAUUUAUACAAUCAGAAAGAGUCAAACAAACUUUAAUGUCAACACGAAGUCCUCUUGCAGAACUUCAAUUAUUAAAAAAGAUUUCCGAUCACCCACGCUUACAAUCUACUCUUUCAAAGCUUUUGACUGGUUCAGAGGAGCAUGAAACAAGAUUGAUACUGGGUAUUAAUGAUGAAACAGAAGAUGAUCUUGAUGAGGAAGAAAAUAAAGUUAAUGAAAGGGUUGAUGAUUUGUCUGUUGAAAGUUUAAUUAAAGACAGUGGCAAAAUGGUUUUUCUUGUUUAUCUAAUGGACAAUUUGAAAGCUGAAAAUCAUCGUACUGUUAUAUUUAGCCAAUCGAUAAAAAUGCUGGAUAUUAUCCAAAAAGUUUUAAGUGAGUUGGGCCAUUUAAUUUUGCGAGUUGAUGGCAGAAUGAAAAAUCCUCAAGAUCGAGAGAAUGUACUAGAUAAAUUUAAAGAAGAUCUAAGAUAUAAUGUUUUGUUAAUGACAACUCAGAUUGGCAGCGUUGGCAUAACACUUACUUGUGCAAAUCGACUUGUUAUAUUUGAUCCGAGUUGGAAUCCGGGAACGGAUGCUCAAGCAGUGGAUAGAGUGUAUAGGAUAGGUCAAGAAAAAGAUGUUGUUGUAUAUCGUCUAGUGACUUGUGGCUCGGUUGAAGAAAAGAUUUAUAGAAAACAAAUUUUUAAAAAUGCAAUCAUGAAACAAACAACAGGUGCAUCAGACAAUCCUUACAGAUAUUUUACAAACUUGGAAUUAAGAGAGUUAUUUAGUCUUGAUAAUCCAAGAGUAUCUACCACCCAAAUUCAACUCCAAGAAAUGCAUCCAUAUCGAAAGGUUUCAGAAAGUAUAGAAUUUGAAAGACAUCUUCAAUUUCUUAAUAACUCAUGCAUAUUUGGUAUCAGUCAUCAUGACAUGUUAUUUUCGCAAGAAGCAAAUAAUGACAACAUUGACCAUGAAAUAGAUAUUCAAGCAAAGGUUUUGAGUGCAAUUAAUCUAAUAUCUAGAGAAUAUAAUGAAUCCAAGAUUAAGUUGCCACAAAAAAAGAACCGAAAUAAUGAAACAUCUAACAAUUAUUUAAGUAAUUUAACUUCAACAACUAAUUCAGAUGAUCAUGCUACAAAAGAAUUUAGUGACGGAAAUUUAUUAACCGAUCAUUUAGCGGAUACCUCAAACCAUUUGCAAAAAAGUGUAUCUGGUUCUUCUACCUUAAGCAGUUCAGAUGAAAUAGAUGAUAUCAUGAGUAAUAUCAAAAAAAUGAACAUAAAAACUGAUGAAGAAAUUGCCUCUGAAGAGUUGUCUCAAGAUGGAAAAAUUACAACGCUUGAACCUGUUGAUGUGACCAUCAAUGAACAUCAACAUUCUCAGCACAGUUUUCAAAAAAAUGGAAGUUUGAAUGAAGAUGAUCUCUUGCAAAAAGAUGGAAAACUGCAUCAUGAUGAAAGCUUGCAUAAAGAUAAACACUUGCAAGAUAAUGGAAACCUGCAGGAAGAUGGAGACUUGCAAAAAGAUAAAACCUUGCAAAAUAAUAAAAGUUUGAAAGAAGAUAGAGGCUUGCAAGAUGAAGGAUGUUUGCUGCAAAAUAAAUCCUUUCAUAAAAAUAAAAGUUUGCAAGAAAAUUUAAAUUGCAGCAAAUUCAAUAAUCAGAAUCAUGUUGUUGGUACUCAACAUUUAGGGGAGGAUGUUGAUAACUGUAGCCUAUAUGAAGCUGUUGAUAUUGGUUGUGACCCAUUGUCAGAGGCUUCUUUAAAUAGUUCAAUAAUAGAUUUCAAGAUAAAAAAAGAUGGAGACGACAACAACUUAAUGGGGAAUGCGUCAGAAGAAAUGUUUUCUCUAAACGAUUCCCAAGCUAUUUAUAAUGGUAUUAGUUCAGAUUGUAACCAUAUUCUUGUUCCUGAAGUGUCUUUAACUGUUCGUAAUCUUGGAAAGUUAUAUCGAACUCCUCCAGUGAGCCCGAUGGUUAAAAAAACGCUGUUAGAUUUAUCAAUAGAUACAGAUUUUAAAAAUUUUAAUGAUUUUACUUCUACCAACAAAUCUCGUAUUAAAGAAGAACCUUUAAUAAAACAUACAAUAAAUAAGAACUUCAAUAAAGGAGGGCAAACUACAAGUACACCGAUUUCAGACCAAAAAUUGAACAAACUCGUUGACGUUAGUAUGCAAGAAUCGCACAAAAGUUUUAUUAAAAAUGAUUUUUUUGACGCAGAGUUAAAUAACGGAAAGAACGAUAGUAGCGAAAAUAACGUUUUUAGCUUACGUCUAAAUGAUAUAACACCUGAAAAAACAUGUUUAUUAGAAAAAGAAACUUUAUUUUGCAGUAAUAUAACGAGCUCACAAAACUUUAAUAUUGAAUCAAAAAUUAAAUCAAAAGAAGAUUAUACUGAAUGUUCUAAAGUUACUGAUUCAAAUGUAAAUAUACACUUAAACUCGUACGAUCUUGACUUCCUAGAAUAUGGAGUUUCGGGAAAAAGAACUAAUAAUAUAGAAAAUCGCAAAAAAGAAGCAAAUAUAAAAUCCAUACCAGAAAACAAUCAUAUGACUUUAUUAGAUUUUUUUAGUGACAAUGCAGAAAGCUUAGCAAUAAAUAAUCAAAAAAACACCUUGCCAUUAAAUAUGCAGUACGCCGAUACCUUACCAAUAAAUAAACCAGGUGUUGAGCAAAACGAUCCCUUGUUGAGCUUGAAUACUUUAUUUAUGCCAGAUAAAUUGAGUAAUAAAGUAACAAAACUUCAAUUAGCUGAUACGUUGCCAGUUGCAUUGAACACUGAGUCACACGUUAUCGAUGUAUCCAACCCCGAGUCACAUGAAAAAAGUAAUAAACUACAUUAUAGUAUAUUUGUUGAGAAGUCAUCCGAAAAUCAAAUGGACUUUUCGCCGUCACCUAAUUACUUAGCGUCUGAUAAUAGUUCUUCUUUUGAUUUCCAUCGUUCAAAAGUAGCCUUUAGUGCAGAAAAAACGAAAAGUAUUAUUGAAGAUUCUGAGUCAAACGAUGCAGCAACUUGCCAAAAUACGAUAGAAGUAUCGAUGCAUGAAAACAAGGAUGUAAAAAUUUGCGAAGAAAAAGAAAGUACUGAGAAAGAUAGUAAACUUGCGUUGUUAAAGAAACUCUGUUUAGAAAACAUGGGUAAUUUAGAUAUUGACGAUCACGUGCUCAUAAAAAUUGCGCAGCUUGCUAAAGACUUAAAAUUAGUUGAUGUCACAAAAUAGAAAAACGAAAUAUGGAGAUCUUAAUCAGUGAAGUCAAAAAUAUAGAGAAAUCUAACCGAAUGUGUAGAAAUGUUGUAGUGUUUUUAUCAAUUGUGAAUAAACUACUUUAAUCUCGGAAUUGAAAAUGGUUGACAUCUUAUACAUAAAUACUUUAAACACUAAUCACAUUUAUCAUUAUUUGUAACAAUUGUUUGUUAGUUUUUUUUUGUUAUAACAGAAGUUUUUAUUUUUUUAAAAA
Hydra vulgaris (swiftwater hydra) is the source of this 4590-nucleotide messenger RNA. Its product is annotated as DNA excision repair protein ERCC-6-like. Gene Ontology annotation, molecular function: ATP binding; ATP-dependent chromatin remodeler activity; DNA translocase activity. The record is from RefSeq and is a predicted model, not a curated record. Lineage: Eukaryota; Metazoa; Cnidaria; Hydrozoa; Anthoathecata; Hydridae.